AUGGCUACUUUUGCGGAGUUGCAGACCAAGAUCCAAGCGGUGCAGACAUUCUUGGAUUCCCAGAAGCCCGACCUCGACGAGAAGCAGUUCCUUUCAGUGAAGGCGACACAACUCGCCCAGGUCAUGCAAGACAUCGUGGCGUUUACCACCCUCACUGCUGAGCAAGCGACUUCUCUCAGCACCGUCUUGCGGGCCGGACCGUGGUCUGUCGAAGACCGUGCGGCGGUGGCUGGCACCAUGAGUAACAUCAUCGCCCACAACCCCACGAGAUCAAUAGUCCGCCGUCCCAACCAAGACGUCGCAUGCUUCUCGACUUUUUUGAGCCGGCAAGACAUCGAGAUCCUAAAAGACGCCUCUUGCAGCUUGCACUGCAAAGCUGACCAGAUCGCUACAAGACUGGUCAGAAUUCAAUUAUGGCUCCCGUCAGAGCAGGCAUGGGCGGAAGUGAUCAAAACCGCGAAGGCGGCUGGCCUCACGUUCGAGGGCGCCAGGGGCCAGUACGACUUCUUGCUCUUGGUCAAGAAGCACUUGAAGGCAAAGAGCAAACGACUACCGAAAAUCCCCUUGCCGACUCCGUUCCCGUCGACUUGGCAGGCACUGGUUCUGAGCCCAUCCAUUUUGGACGUCCGAACGUUCCAACAGGACCUCCCGCAGGCCGUCAGGGAGGAAGCCUAUUCAGAGGCCGACCCGCCCGUGGUUGUGGAAUCAGCUUUGAUCUUGCGGCAAGACGCCGUGGUCCGCAAAAGCUCCCUCGAACUGCGGUCCGAAGGCAGCGGCAUGGAGAUGCAAGUGUCCAAGAGGGCUAAGGCCAGCAUGACUGCGUCCGGGCAGCAGCAAGACGUCUUCGGGAACAUGGCGCAGCAGGUCGCAACCCAACUGGCCAGCGUCAUGAUGACCAUGUUUCAAGGGUCCGGAGCUUCGGGAUCGCAAGGCUCUGGGGACAUUCCAGGCUUCCAGAUGCUAAAACCACCGAAAUCCAAGGAUGAAAAGAAGGAUGGCAUUCUUCUGACCGGUGCACAUUUGCAGUCCCAUGACACACCUGACAAGAACCGUCAGAUGGAGAUGACAGGGCCAGACUCCCAGGAGCUGCCGCAGGCAGAUGAGACGCGGCAGCACCCGCAGCAGUCGCCGCAGACGCAGCGGGCUCUGCAGGCGACUUUCGAGAUGCCAGACACAUCUGUUCCGACGAACAAGAUCCCCGAGAACAGCCCCAUGGACGUGCUGCAUGCUGCCACGGUCGUCGAAAAUGCCGUGACUAACCGCCAGGACGGUGUCAGGAUGAAGGAGGACGAGGAGCCGCCCCAGGACAAGACUGUGAUGAAGAAGCCUGCCGCUGCUAAGGCAAAGGCGAAGUCUCAGCCCAAGUCAAAGGCGAAGGCGAAGCCUGAGCCCAAGUCAAUGGCGAAGUCGAAGGCGAAGGCGACGGCAUCUCCCAAGUCUGAGGCCCAGGGGAAGCUCAUUACCACCGGCCCAAACAAAGGCUGGAGGGUCCAGGUACGAACCCGCGGUGGCGGCGAAAGCGCUGGCCAGACGGACAAGUAUUAUUAUUCUCCUGAUGGCGGGCGAUUCCGCUCGCGGGGCGAAGCCCAGAAGCAUGGCUGGAUUAUACUGGAACUUUUGCCCGAAGAGGAUGAUGAAGCCGCUCCCUCGAGGUCCACAUUGAAGCGGAAGCGGGACCUGAAGCUCAAUCUGAGCACGCCGUAUGGGCCGCUUUGGAGAGAGCUCACGGGCUUCGAAAUGGCACAGGGGCCACCACUCAAAGUGACUUACUUGGACCCUGUAGCUUUGCUGUGGAGUGCCUGCCAGCAGGGAGGUGGAUUCCAGAACUUCCUGCAAACCCGCGCCGCGAGAUGCCCCUGCAGCCCCGCCCACCCAUGGGACUUGUGCCUCUACGUUGAUGAAGUGUCCCCGGGCAACCAACUGAAGCCACUGAAUGAGCGCAAGCUCCAGGUGGUGUACUUCUCUUUAAAGCAGUUGGGGGGGCUGGCACUGAGCAAAGAGGACGCAUGGUUCGUGCUAACUGCAGUACGUUCCAUCGACGUCAAGCGUCUCAGCAACGGCAUGACACAACUGAUGAAGAGGAUCUUUGCCAUCUUCCUCCUGGAGCGGCGAGAGAAGAUGCUACACGGCAUCAGCCUGCCUAUGCCCAAUUCGCAGCACUGGAUGCUGUGUCUCUUGAUCGCUGACGAGGCCGCCCUGAAAAGCGUCUGGGAGGACAAAGGGGCCUCUGGCACAAAACUGUGUUUUAUGUGCCAGAACGUCGUCGCCCACUCUUCAAGCCUGCACAGCUGUGAUGCCACAGGCACGCUAGUCAGCCACGUCUGCCACAACAAGGGGCAGAUGGUUAGGCACACCGACGAAACCAUUCUGGAAGCUGCUGUGCACUUGGCUGACAACAAGCCAAGAAUGAACAAGGGUGAAUUUAAGAUGCGCCAAUUUGCCCUGGGGCUCAACUAUGCCGAGCAUGGCCCUCUGUUCUCAGCAGAGCUGCGGCCACACCUGAAACCGAUUGCCGUCAGCAUGUACGACUGGAUGCACAAUUUCGUCGUGGGAGGAAUUUUUCAGGUUGAAAUGACGGAGCUGCUAAAAGUCCUCCGGAGCCAGGGCAUCCCACAGACCGAGCUGCACCGCUUCCUGAGUGACUGCAACUGGCCGUCGGCCGUUGGCGACAAAGGUGCUUCUGCAAAAAAGGUUUUCGCAAAGACAUUGACCGAGUUCAAGUCGGGGGCGUCGGAAUGCAUGGCUCUCUACCCCGCCAUGAGAGCUUUUCUUCAAGAGAAGCUGCCACUGAUCCGGGACAAUGAUGCCAAGGAGUGCUGUCGUUGCUUCUUCAUUCUUUGUGAGGUGUUGGACCAACUCUAUAAGACGGCGACACCGGGGGACGUUGCGAACCUGGCGACAACCCUGGAACACAAAGUAUCGUCCCACCUUGAACUUUUCAAGGCUUGCUAUGGGGAAGACUACGUUCUCCCCAAGCAUCAUAUGAACAUGCACUUGGGCGACCUCCUCCGAAGACACUCUGUGCUCCUCUCAUGUUUUGUACAUGAGAGGAGGCAUAAGGAGAUAAAGAGAUACGCAAACAACUUGGACAGCAUGCAGACAGGCUCGGAGAAACACGUCCUUCAACUGGAGUUGGAACAACACCUCAAGGACCUCAAGGAGUUCUCCGAAAAAAGAGCUGGACUGAUCAACGGUAAAGCUGCUCCCGAGUUGGUGCAAUCGGCCUUUUCCUCUUUCUUCGGCUUGCCCGCCUGCGCUGGACUCCAGGUUAGCAUGAAAUGCUAUGUUGGCAGUGGCCGCCUCUGCAAGAGGGAGGACGUGGUGGUCGUCAGUGAGCCCAAUGGCGACGAGGUGGCACAGGUCUGGUUUCACGUUGUUUUCAACGGAAACCAUUAUACCUGCAUGUCUGUGUGGCGCGCUUUGGGACGCAAUCGCUUUGACAUAUGCCAGGAGCCUGUUUUCAGACCGACAGCUCACAUCUCCCGCCUUUGCAUGUUCAAGAAGGAAGGUGACCGCGCUUUGGUCAUACCUUUGAGCAUGCCCAUGUAA
Symbiodinium sp. CCMP2592 is the source of this 3549-nucleotide messenger RNA. The record is from the annotation of a GenBank genome assembly. NCBI's taxonomy places the organism in Eukaryota, Dinophyceae, Suessiales, Symbiodiniaceae.